Molecule: messenger RNA, 491 nt
Organism: Arachis ipaensis
Lineage: Eukaryota; Viridiplantae; Streptophyta; Magnoliopsida; Fabales; Fabaceae
Source: RefSeq, a predicted model, not a curated record
AAAAAUAUUUUCUCCCUGAAACAAAAUAUCAGUUUUUUAUCCUUUAUAAGCAAAAUGAACUUUACCAAUUCUCAGUAUUCUGAGGUUAACUCAAAUUCAAACAAAUGAUGUGGUUUAAGGGUGUUCUUGUUGUGUUUAUUGUUUCUGUGGCCUUGUUUAAAUGGGUAGCUUCUCUUAAUUCUAGUAGCUUCCCUGCAGAUUUUCUAUUUGGUACAGCAUCUGCAGCUCAUCAGAUUGAAGGUGCAACGUAUGAAGGUGGCAAGAGCCAAAGCAAUUGGGACAAUUUCACACAUAAAUACCCUGGUAAAAUUUUCGACCACAGUAAUGCAGAUAUUGCAACUGACUCAUACCAUCGCUACAAGGAAGAUGUUGGUUUGAUGAAGGAUAUUGGAUUUCAAGCCUACAGAUUUUCAGUUUCCUGGUCAAGAAUUUUGCCAAGUAAGAAAUUCUCUAAUCUUAUUUACAUUUAUAAUUGAUUGGUUUAGUUACUA